UGUUUUCAGGGAAAAUUGACUUCUCAGAGGAUAAGUUUGAGGUUCACAGUGAAAUAUAAAAUGUGUAGGAAAUAGAGGGGGGAAAAAUCGAGUCAAAAAAUCACAGGGGCCAAAAAAAAAAAUAGGAGGGCAAAAAAAAAGUUCUCCCCAAUACCUCUUCCCCACAUGAGAUGAUCCCAUUUAUAAGGAGAUUAUUCGUGGCAAAGUCGUUUGCCUUUCAGGACUUAGUAAAUAAUUAAUACAAACCAAUGCUGAGGUUUACACUUUAAAAAUAAUUCAAAGCAAAAAACUCCAAGAUGACGAGCUAAAUAGGAAAAACAUUUUAAAGGAUGGGCUGUGCUCUUUCUGGCAUCUUCUGGCUCUUUCUGGCAUAUCUUUCUGACAUUAGGGGAAAGGGAGAGACCAGGAAAUAACAGGCAGCUUUGCUCUCUCUCUCUGGGCUUUGGCUUUGGCCCAUUGGAGCUAAAGGGCACCACUGAUUGCACAGGAGUUAGUAAAUGUGUUUGCUGUUUCCAUGUGGGGCUCCUUAUUUCCUCAAGGGGUGGAUUUCUCAAUGACUUGUUAAAACCCUAAAGUACAGUGACAGCUCAUGGACUAAUUGAGACUACUGAAUACGACAGGUUGGAGCAGAAUUUUCAAAUGCUGUGAACAAUGCAGUAUGCUGUGUGUAAAGAUAAAUGAAUUCACCAGUCACCUCUCUUUUCUCAGAAACAUGAUUCCGGUGACAGAGUUCCGUCAGUUCUCUGAGCAGCAGCCUGCCUUCCGGGUGCUGAAGCCAUGGUGGGAUGUGUUUACCGAUUACCUGUCCGUGGCCAUGCUGAUGAUCGGUGUGUUCGGAUGCACUUUGCAGGUCAUGCAAGACAAGAUAAUCUGCCUUCCGAAAAGAGUACAGCCUUCUCAGAACCACUCUUCCGUUUCAAAUGUCUCUCAAGCAGUGGCCAGUACCACCCCACUGCCUCCACCAAAACCAUCUCCUUCUAACCCAGUCACUGUGGAAAUGAAAGGGCUGAAGACAGAUUUGGACCUUCAGCAAUACAGCUUCAUUAACCAGAUGUGCUAUGAGCGAGCCCUCCACUGGUACGCCAAGUAUUUCCCAUACCUUGUCCUCAUUCAUACCCUGGUCUUCAUGCUCUGCAGCAACUUUUGGUUCAAGUUCCCUGGCUCCAGCUCCAAAAUAGAACAUUUCAUCUCAAUCCUGGGGAAGUGUUUUGACUCUCCCUGGACCACACGAGCCUUAUCUGAAGUGUCUGGGGAGGACUCGGAAGAGAAGGACAGCAGGAAGAACAACAUGAGCAGGUCCAACACCACCCAGUCUGGUCCAGAAGGCAGUCUGGUCAACUCUCAAUCUUUGAAGUCAAUUCCUGAGAAGUUUGUGGUUGACAAAUCCACUGCAGGGGCUCUGGAUAAGAAGGAGGGUGAGCAGGCAAAAGCUUUAUUUGAGAAGGUGAAGAAGUUCCGGCUGCACGUAGAAGAGGGUGAUAUACUGUAUGCCAUGUAUGUUCGUCAGACUGUACUUAAGGUUAUAAAAUUCCUAAUCAUCAUUGCAUAUAAUAGUGCCCUGGUUUCCAAAGUCCAGUUUACAGUCGACUGUAAUGUUGACAUUCAGGACAUGACUGGAUAUAAAAACUUUUCUUGCAAUCAUACCAUGGCACACUUGUUUUCAAAACUCUCCUUUUGCUACCUGUGCUUUGUAAGUAUCUACGGAUUGACGUGCCUUUAUACAUUAUACUGGCUGUUCUACCGUUCUCUGAAGGAGUACUCUUUUGAGUAUGUCCGGCAGGAGACUGGAAUUGAUGAUAUUCCAGAUGUGAAAAAUGACUUUGCUUUUAUGCUUCAUAUGAUUGAUCAGUAUGACCCUCUGUAUUCCAAGAGAUUCGCGGUGUUCCUAUCUGAGGUGAGUGAAAACAAAUUAAAGCAGCUGAACUUAAAUAAUGAGUGGACUCCAGAUAAACUGAGGCAGAAGCUGCAGACAAAUGCCCAUAACCGUUUGGAACUGCCUCUCAUCAUGCUCUCUGGCCUUCCAGACACUGUUUUUGAAAUCACAGAGUUGCAGUCCCUAAAACUUGAAAUCAUUAAGAACGUCAUGAUACCAGCCACUGUCGCGCAGCUAGACAAUCUCCAGGAGCUCUCUUUACACCAGUGCUCAGUUAAAAUCCACAGCGCGGCGUUGUCUUUCCUGAAGGAGAAUCUCAAGGUCUUGAGCGUCAAGUUUGAUGACAUGAGGGAGCUGCCCCCCUGGAUGUAUGGCCUCCGGAACCUGGAGGAGCUUUACCUGGUUGGCUCUCUAAGUCAUGAUAUUUCCAGAAAUGUCACCCUUGAGUCUCUGCGGGAUCUCAAAAGCCUUAAAAUUCUCUCGAUCAAAAGCAACGUUUCCAAAAUCCCCCAGGCAGUGGUUGAUGUUUCCAGCCAUCUCCAGAAGAUGUGCAUACACAACGAUGGCACCAAGCUGGUGAUGCUCAACAACCUGAAGAAGAUGACCAAUCUGACAGAACUGGAGCUGGUCCACUGUGACCUGGAGCGCAUCCCUCACGCCGUAUUCAGCCUGCUCAGCCUCCAGGAACUAGACCUCAAGGAAAAUAAUCUGAAAUCCAUAGAAGAGAUCGUUAGCUUCCAGCACUUGAGAAAGUUGACAGUACUAAAACUGUGGCAUAACAGCAUCACCUACAUCCCAGAGCAUAUCAAGAAACUCACCAGCCUGGAGCGCCUGUCCUUCAGUCACAAUAAAAUCGAGGUGCUGCCUUCCCACCUCUUCCUAUGCAACAAAAUCCGUUACCUGGACUUGUCCUACAAUGACAUUCGAUUUAUCCCACCUGAGAUCGGAGUUCUACAAAGUUUACAGUAUUUUUCCAUCACUUGUAACAAAGUGGAGAGCCUUCCAGAUGAACUCUACUUCUGUAAGAAACUCAAAACUCUGAAGAUUGGGAAAAACAGCCUAUCAGUACUUUCCCCCAAAAUUGGAAAUUUGUUAUUUCUUUCCUAUUUAGAUGUUAAAGGCAAUCACUUUGAAAUCCUCCCUCCUGAACUGGGUGACUGUCGGGCUUUGAAGCGAGCUGGUUUAGUUGUAGAAGAUGCUCUGUUUGAAACCCUGCCUUCUGAUGUCCGGGAGCAAAUGAAAACAGAAUAACUUAUUUUGUUUAAAGUUUGACUAAAACAUGCUUCUACCAAAUACAGUAUAAAUAACUAGGUAGUCUUGAUGCCUUUCCUACUUUAUUAUUGUUUUUCUUCUUUUUCGCACAAAACAAAAUGUACACAAAGAAUGAGUAAGGAGUAUGUAUUUUUUAAUAAAAAUUUAAUUGUAUUUUUUCAAUAUUAGUAUUUUAAAGGUUUAUUUGUCCUGGAACCUAAUGUAUCUAUUAUUGUUUUCUACUGACAGAGACAGAUGGUUCCACCUGUUUUUGUUCGUUUUUUUUGUUUGCUUGCUUGCUUGCUUGUUUUGGUUUUUUGGUAAAUUCUUGUAAAAGGAAGGGAAUUUUAAGUUGCAUGUUUUUGGUAUUUUUUAAAUCGAUGAAGAUACUUUGCCAAGGUCAUUUUUUAGCUUGUUUACAUCUGUACAGGGUCUUUAUUUUUGUUUUCAUUGUAUGUGUACCAAGGAAUCUCUGCUAGUUAUUUUAAUACCAGCUGCCUUCUGCAUUGGUCAAGUAUUUCAUUGUACAGAAAACUUCUCUGGAGUAUAAGCUCACAUAAGUGCAUUGUCAUGGACUAUUAUUUUCAAAAUUUCCCCUUGCCUCCAGCAGAACUCUAAAUUGUUUUCUUUCACAUACCUGCCAGUUAUUUAUCAUUAGGCAAGGAUUUUGUGAGUAAGGACGAUAAUCUUCCAUGGUCAGCUUGGUUGGAUUGGUCAUUUAUAAUUUAACUGAUUUACAUUUUUACCAACAUUUUUUAAAUGCUGAAAAUAUUUUCCUUCAGUGAAAAAGGAAAUGCAGAAGCUCCUCCCCUUUAAUAUCAAUGUUGUUAUGUAGUUCUGGUCAACAACCUUAGAAAAGCUAAUUUAUUUUAAUUAAAAUAGCUAAUUAAAUUUAAAAA
Molecule: messenger RNA, 4023 nt
Organism: Odocoileus virginianus texanus
Lineage: Eukaryota; Metazoa; Chordata; Mammalia; Artiodactyla; Cervidae
Source: RefSeq, a predicted model, not a curated record